Drosophila nasuta is the source of this 859-nucleotide messenger RNA. RefSeq lists its product as uncharacterized. Bases 97 to 753 code for a protein of 218 amino acids. The transcript has a single exon. The record is from RefSeq and is a predicted model, not a curated record. NCBI's taxonomy places the organism in Eukaryota, Metazoa, Arthropoda, Insecta, Diptera, Drosophilidae.
UGUGCAUAAUCAAAUCACAUUUUGAAAUCAAAUAAACAGAUAUAAAUUCGAAUUCAACAUAACACACAAAUAAAUCGAUAACAGAAAAAGCUAUAUAUGGAUAUGCAGGAUGUUGAAGGUGAAGCUGUUUGUCCCCUGGGCGACUGUCAUAAGCGGUUGCACCCGAGCGAUUUGUUGCGCCACCUGCUGAGCGAACACAUGCUGGAGACUCCGGGCGUCCGCUUUGGGCUGAAGCUACGCAAAGUGAGGAGCGGGGAGCGGACCUUGUUGCCGCUAGUCUACGAACAGUUGGUGGAGGGUCAGGAUCAGUGUCUCUGUGUGCUCAACUGGGCGUGCGAUGAACUAAUGCUGACCCUUCAAUCCAAUCUGCCCCAAACCCAUCGAAUGCUGAGCCAUCACUUGCCCAUCCUCGUGAUGAUCUGCAAGACAUCUUGGCGCGCACUCUUUGAGAAAGAUGAUGAUGAAGAGGACGAGAAUGAGAUCGUGGGCAAUCUGUAUGUGAUUUGGCUGGUGGCACCUGCCACAAGACGCCCCAUUUUGUGUCAACUCGGAUUCCUCAAUCGAGAAUUCAAGUGCGGACUGCGUGUGAUGCGGCAAGUGCGCAACCUUGCCACUCGGUUGCACAUUAAUAAGUAUCUGCUGGGCGUCGAUCACGACUAUCUAACGCUCAGCGAGCAGCAACUGAAGCAGAUGUGCUGUCGCAAUGAAUGCGGUUGCUUUCUUGAGGUGCUCAUUCUGGGUGACAUCAACUGAACUCAACUCAACUCAGCUGAAACUCAAAGGCAACGCAAACUUUUCGCUCAUAUUUGAAUAUUUGUAAAUUUAUGCAAAUGAAAUUUGAUUAUAAAACAAGAAAGAA